AUGAGCGCCACCGUUCAACUUUUGCUCGCAGAAACCAUCUGUCUUGCCAACUUGCGAACCGCAGGCACAACGUCGCGACUUGCCUCUCCCUUUUCAGUUCCUCAACACCAGGCCAAAUCUCCCUCAGCCGCCUUUGCCACCCUCCCUCGGAGGCAACGACUGUCUUCAAUGGCGUCAGAAUCACUCAACUCGUCCCAUGAGGACAUUCAUAGGCGUCAUCAACGCCCGGUUGAAAACAAUACCGAGAGGAUCUCGGGAAGUCCAUAUACGACUCAGGCUGCUGCUGGCGCGGCAGCCGCGCGCGCAUUUUUCCCGUUGGGAUACCGCGAAGGCUUCAGUCAAUGGUGGGCUCGUCUACCUGCAGCUGCUGCCGAACACAAAGUCCUUUCUUAUCUGCCUUACUUGCAUCACCAGCCCCCCACUCACCUCCAGACUGGAAAAACGGCGGAGCUCCCCGAUGGCACUAGCCCGACCAGUCUCGAGAGUGCUGACCCUAACCAGCUGGGUGAAGUCACUACUAGCUCCCUUGAUGACCCUUUUGGUCCUCGCCGAUGGCGCUCCAGCAUGGUAGAGCUGAGCGGGCAAGACCGCGCGCUCAAUGAGUUCUCGGUAGAGAGGAUCGGCGAGGAAGCAGACCAACAUUUGGUCAUGCUCCACGGCUACGGCGCUGGACUUGGCUUUUUCUAUAAAAACUUCGAACCACUGAGUCGGUUGAAAGGCUGGCAACUCCAUGCCUUAGAUAUGCUAGGCAUGGGCCGGAGUACUCGACCCUCAUUCAAAAUCAAGGCAAAGGAAAGAGAAGACGCCAUCAGGGAGGCCGAGGCUUGGUUUGUGGAUGCCUUGGAGGAAUGGCGCAUCAAACGCAAUAUUGAUCGCUUCACCUUGCUUGGACACAGUCUCGGCGGGUACAUGGCGGUUGCCUACGCGCUGAAAUAUCCCGGUCAUCUAAACAAGCUUAUCCUGGCAUCUCCAGUUGGCAUCCCAGCGGACCCAUACGCUAUCACUGCAGAUGUGUCCGAGCCUCCGACAUCAACGUUGGCCAACGAGCUUACUCAAGACGAGCGAGAUCUCACUUCGUAUACUGCCAUUCCGGGAACAGCACCGAAGACAGGCGACGGUAGCUUUAUCACUGGGCGCCAACCACUCCCCGCUGCUUCCGCUCCACCUCCACCUCCACGACGGAAUAUCCCCAAGUGGUUCUCGUAUUUAUGGGACGCCAAUAUCUCCCCCUUCAGUCUGGUGCGGUGGGCUGGUCCUUUAGGGCCACGUCUCGUGUCCGGAUGGACUUCUCGUCGUUUCUCCCAUCUACCAGCCGAGGAAGCUAAGGCACUCCACGACUAUUCGUACUCGAUCUUCAGUCUUCGCGGUAGCGGCGAGUACGCGCUAGCAUACAUUCUUGCCCCCGGUGCUUUCGCUCGCAGUCCUCUCAUCCACCGUGUCCAAGGCCUCGGAAGACAAUUGAUCCAAAACACAAACGCCCUCCCUCAUCCAAUCUCUGCUGCCACCACUUCGUCAACUCCCUCUGAUACUACACCCGCAUCCACCGCCGCUACUUCGUCUGACUCUUUGGCACCCGCUCGGCGCGAGAAGGGUCUCCCCGUUGUAUUCAUGUAUGGCGACCACGACUGGAUGGAUGUCUCAGGUGGUCAUGCAGCAGCAGCUAAAUUGGAAGAAGAGAAGCGCAAAGUCCUAGAAAAGGCCACCCCAGAGGAGAAACGUACCGAUGAAGGUUCCUCUAAAGUGGUUGUCGUGAAUAGGGCUGGCCACCACUUGUAUCUCGACGGCUGGGAGGAGUUCAACAGUAUUGUGCUCACCGAGAUGGAAGAGGUCAACCAGAGGGAGAGAAGUCGUCAGUAA
Molecule: messenger RNA, 1857 nt
Organism: Penicillium samsonianum
Lineage: Eukaryota; Fungi; Ascomycota; Eurotiomycetes; Eurotiales; Aspergillaceae
Product: putative alpha/beta hydrolase
Exons: 2
Coding region: 1-1857 (618 amino acids)
Biological process (GO): cardiolipin acyl-chain remodeling
Cellular component (GO): mitochondrial inner membrane
Molecular function (GO): A2-type glycerophospholipase activity
Source: RefSeq, a predicted model, not a curated record